Molecule: messenger RNA, 1095 nt
Organism: Triticum turgidum subsp. durum (durum wheat)
Lineage: Eukaryota; Viridiplantae; Streptophyta; Magnoliopsida; Poales; Poaceae
Source: the annotation of a GenBank genome assembly
AUGCGGCAGCGGCAGGAGUGGGUGGGGGACUGGGUCCGGAGCAACGACACGCUCGUCCGCGCCCUCCCCAUCCUCGUCGGCGGCGCGUCGCUCCUCGCCGUCCUCCUCAACCGUGCCGUUUCCGGCAUCGCCGCCGUCUCCGACGCCUCCAGUUCGCAGUCGAGGGCGGACAUACUCACCUUGGCGCUCUCUGUAACUGAUAUUCUUGCCGGCCUUGUUUGGCUGUCAAUCCGCCCGAAAACCAUUUCUCAGGUCGUUCCUCGAGGUGUCAAUUGUAAGCGAGUAGAUGCGGAUGUAUCAAGUUCUGCUCUUCAUGAACUCCUUUGGACAUGGGAUUCCCUGACGGCUGCAACUUGUUGCAAAUCAUUGGUUGUUGUGUAUGGAGGUAAUUGCAUUCUUCAAAUUGGGGUUGCUGCAGCCUCUCUACAAGAUGGUAGUGCAGUUACUGUGGAUGCACAGAGGUUCAUCCAAGGCUCCCUUUACAAGAGUGCCAUGGAAUCCAAGAAGCAAUCGUAUCUAGCAAAUCUUGCUUUAUAUCCUGGAAGGACUGAGCUGCCAUUUCUACCAGCUAACACACAGGCUCUAAUAUUGCAGCCAAUUGGUGACAAAGGAAUUGCAGUUAUUGGUGGUGACACUAUAAGGGGCUUCACCAAUCUUGAUCAGACAAAUUGGAUGCUACAUUGUCAAAGUCUUAAGCUCACAUUCUUCUCUGGAUAUUCGAUUGAUGAUCAUUUCUCUCUUAAUUGGCCAUACACCCAGACCAUAUUUACUGGAUCCCAGAAGUCAUCAGGAGCCGGCCUACUGAUUUUGGACACCGCCGCCGUUACGAUUGAGCCGCCGUUGAGUCUCCUCCGCCUCACUGACGGAGCAAGCAAGACGCGCUGGGGUUUUCUACUGCCGGCCACACUUCUUCAAACCGUUGUCGCCACGCCGCGGCAGCUAUCUUCUGAAGUUAAUAUAGAUUUAAUGACAUGGCAAUGUGUACAGUCUGCAAUACUGACCAUAAGAUCUAUAGCUGCUGUUAGCAGAGAGCAAGCAGUUGAUUAUGCAGCCGUGGCGACUGAAGAAACUGAUUUUGAAGAUAUGAUUCAGUAG